AUGGCAACCUCGAUCGACGAGACCAAGAGCCCGAACGACCCGAAGCACUACCGGCUCUUCACGCUGCCCAACGGCCUCGAGGUGAUGCUCAUGCAGAACGUUCCCGGCGCUGGCGACGAUGACGACGAGGAUGAGGAUGACGAAGGCAGCGACGAAGGCAGCGAUGAUGACGACGAUAUGAUGGAUGAUGACGACGAAGACGACGACGAUGACAUGGAUGAUGACGACGAAGACGACGACGAUGACAUGGAUGAUGACGUUGAAGAAGAGCUCUUGGGCGAAGAUGACGAGAUGGCCGACGACGGCCCGGCGCCGCGCAAGGCCGGCGCAUGCUUGACCGUCGGUGUCGGCAGUUUUGCCGAGCCCGAGCAUCUUCCUGGCCUGGCGCAUUACCUCGAGCACAUGCUCUUCAUGGGCAGCGAGAAGUACCCGGACGAGAACGAAUUCGAGGCCUUUCUGAGCGCCCACGGCGGCUACAGCAACGGCGAGACCGACGUCGAGCGCACGAGCUACAUGUUCGAGGUCGGGCCCAAGCACCUCGCGCCGGCGCUCGAUAUGUUUGCGCAGUUCUUCGUCGCGCCGCUCAUGAAGGCGGACGGCCUCGACCGGGAGCUCUCAGCGAUCGAGUCGGAAUUUGCGCGUGCGAGCCAAGACGACAUGAUCCGCUACGAGCAAGUGCUGUGCGACCUGGCGCUGCCGUCGCACCCGUUCCAUCGGUUCAACUGGGGCAACACAAAGAGCCUCAAGACGCUACCGGAAGGCAAGAACGUCGACGCGCACUACUCAGCCAACCUCAUGAAGCUCGUUGUCUGCGGCGAGGAGCCUCUGGACGAGCUCGAGGCGUACGUCCGCGCGUCGUUCAGCGACGUGCCCAACCAUGACCGCGUCGUCGCCGACUAUGGUCAUCUUCCGAUGCCGUUCGAGUCGUCGGCGCUGGUCCAGAUUGUGCCACUGAAGGAGUCGCACGUGCUGCACUUGCACUGGCCGCUGCCGCCGCUCGUGGGCCACCACGACCUCAAGCCCGCCGAGUAUGUGGCGUCGAUCCUGGGCCACGAAAGCGAGGGUUCGAUCUUGUACUACCUCAAAGAGAAGGGGUGGGCGUCGUCCAUUUCGGCGGGCCUCACCGAGACACACGGCUACGACUUUGGGUCGUUUGGUGCGAUCUUUACACUCGAGAUUAAGCUGACGCUCGACGCGAGUCCGCUCCCGGCGUGGAUCUUUGAAGAGCAAAAGGCCAUGGCGCAAGUCAGCUUCCGCUUCCAGGAAGAGCACGACGCGAUCGAGCAGUGCGAAGAGCUUGCCGCGCUCAUGCAGGCGAUGUAUCGGAUUCCAUCGAGCGAGCUCUUGACGUAUGAAGUUCCGAAAGGCGACUUUGACGAAGCGCGGAUUCGGUCGCUCGUGCUACAGCACCUGACGACCGCCCGCCUUCGCAUCCACGUCGCCUCGAGCACGUUUGCGUCCGACGACACGUGGACCGAAGAGCCGUGGUUCCAAGUCGCGUACAAGGUGGAGCCGAUCCCGGGCCCGCUCUUGCAGCAGUGGGCAACGCCGUCGACGCACCCGUCGCUGCGGUACCAGGCCGUCAACCCGUUCAUUCCGCGCGACGUGUCGCUCAUCGAGGUGCCCGAGGUCUUUGAGGCGCCGCGCAAGGUGCUUACGUCGUCCAAUGCGACGGUCUACUACCUCCCCGACACGGUCUUCAAGACACCGCGCGCGUUUGUCAUGCUGCACUUUUCGCUGCCGGCGAUCGCGACGCAGCCGGAUGCGAUCGUGCUCGGCGACGUGUACCUGCGCAUGGUCAAGGACGCGCUCAACGCGUACGCGUACUUUGCUCACGAAGCGCAGCUCUCGUACGUGCUGCAUGUCAAGGACGCGAGCGGGUUCGAGCUGCAAAUCGGCGGCUUCCACGACAAGCUGCUCGAGCUCGUCCACGUCGUCACCAAGACGCUGGCGACGUUUACGAACACGAGCGGCGACACGCUGCGUGCAGCGCGCUUCGAGGUUCUCAAGGAAGACCUUUUGCGCGUGUACAAGAAUGCGCUCUUCAAGCCAUCGGCCAAGGCCAAGUACAUGCGUCUGCAGCUGCUCGAAGCCUCGGCCGUGCCGCUCCCGGCGCUCGUAGCGGCGCUCGAGGUGCUCACAUACGAGUCGCUGCUAUCGUUUGCGGUCACGACCAAGGCACUCUGGGCUGGCGGCCACUUGACGGCGUUCGUCCACGGCAACAUCACGCAAGCCAACGCGAUCAAGAUGGCGUCGACGGUGGCAAGCUACUUUCCCUUUGGUACCUCGGCGCCGCGCCCGCGCAAGGCCAUUCACGCGCUGCCAUCCUCCAACGGGCUUCUGCUCCACGAAGGUAGCGAGAACAGCGAAGAGGUCAACUCGAUCGUCGAGGUCUACUACCAGUUCGGCAACGAGACGGUCGCGACGCUGGGCAUGGCCGACCUCCUCGAGCAAAUGAUGCAAGAACCGCUCUUCGACACACUGCGCACCAAGCAGCAGCUCGGGUACGAAGUCUCGUGCACCGUGCGCGUGACGCACGGUAUCCUCGGCUUUGGGCUCAAGGUUGUCUCGGCCUCGACACCGACACGUGCGAUCGCGGCCGCCAUGGACGCCUUCGUGAAGAGCUUUGCGACGACGCUCGAGACGAUGGACGACGCGACGUUUAAGGACCACGUCCAGGCGCAGAUCCAGGCGCGCGAAGAACCGGAUGUGCACCUCUUUGCCGCGACGACGCGCCAUUGGACCGAGAUCCAGUCGCUGCGCCUGGCGUUUGAUAUCGACGCGCAGCUCGUCACGUGGCUCAAGUCGCCUGGCUGCUCGCGCGAGGCUGUGCGCAACCAAUACGCGCGCUGGUUCCAAAAGCCCCAGCUCCGCGUCAUCGUUGUCGGUCAAAAGAGCUCGUCGACGCUUCAAGGUCGCGAAGAACCACCGACGGUGGACGCGCUCCGCAGCAUGGACGACGUGUACACGCAGAAGGCUCGCCUCCCGUGCUUUCCUGAGCGCCACUCGAUCCCGGCGGUGUAGAUGGUGCCACGUCAUGGGUUUAGUUUCGGCAUAACGCGAAUAUAACACCGGUCUCGAC
This is a messenger RNA of Saprolegnia parasitica CBS 223.65, 3082 nucleotides long. RefSeq lists its product as hypothetical. Gene Ontology annotation, biological process: proteolysis. The coding region runs from base 1 to 3024 and encodes 1007 amino acids. Gene Ontology annotation, molecular function: metal ion binding; metalloendopeptidase activity. The transcript has 8 exons. NCBI's taxonomy places the organism in Eukaryota, Oomycota, Saprolegniomycetes, Saprolegniales, Saprolegniaceae. The record is from RefSeq and is a predicted model, not a curated record.